AUGAGCACUCUUCGCGGCCUCAUGUCCGAGCUUACUACCACUCUAGGCCAAGCCAACACAACGAAUGGAGCGAAUGGUUCACAGCCGGGCUUUGAUGAUGCGCUAAGUCGGAGACACGCACAUAGGAGCUCUAUUGCUAAUCUGGAGAGCAUGUGGAAUAUUCAGCUGCAGCAGUUAUGGAAGAACGUUGAACGUUCUCAAAAGUAUCUUCCAGCAAUCCCGGGACGACACAUUGUCAUGGAAUCGAGCCAAUGGGUUGAACUUGAUUCUGCUACAUGGAAACCAAGACGUCCGGUUCAUAUUGUUCUUCUCAAUGAUCAUCUGCUCAUCGCUGCAAAGAAAAGAAAGCGAGUGGAUCCAAAUACUGCUAACGGGAAGUCCGUUUCUGUUCCAACAAAACUGGUAGCAGAAGAGUGCUGGCCACUACAGGAUAUCGACUUGAUUGACCUUGGAUCUGGCUUAAAUUCUGGCGAAGAUAUGGAUGAACGUGGCGUGCCAAAUGCCGUUAACAUUCGUUAUGGCCAAAGCUCCUUUACAUAUCGCCAUGACCAGCGAAAUAACAAGGCUAAGAACGAUCUGGUCAUGACUUUCCGAAAGACGCUGGAGGAGCUCCGUAAAAGUCUGAAAUCAGAAGCAGAGGUUGCUGCCAAAUCCCGGGAGGCACUGAUGAACAACAAUCAGCCUGCAUCUCGCCGGCAUUCUGAAUUUCUAGAUACCAUGGACCCUCGUGAUAAACUAGAAGUUUUGAUUGAUGUCGACGGAAAGCAACAGAACAUGAGAUGGGUGGAAGGCCAACUUGAUGAGCUUGAUAUUGACAUCGCAAUCCAAGUGUUUGAAACUGCUGUUUCGCGAGUCGAGAAACUUCGAAAAAUUGCAAAAGGACUGAAAGGGAAUCAAACCGCUCAGGAUGCCAUUAACUCCGGAGUAGAUUCUAGGGCAAACAAGCUUGCCGAAAUUCUCCUUCGAGCCCUAGUCGACACCAACUCUUUUAUGAAUGUUACAAAGACAAAUGUUGCCUGGUUGACUCGGCUGGGUUAUGAUGAUCGAGCUCGUGAAGCUUACCUCAAUGCCAGGAGCCAAAUAAUAACCAAACGUGCUAGACACUGCGUAUUUGAAGGUGACCUGCUGUUAUAUAUUUUCCAAAUUUCGUUUGUUUACUUCACCAUGAUUCGGAACACGAUCGCCAUCUAUCAGCAAUGUUUCCCAUCACCCAUGUCCAGUGCCAGCAUUAAAUGGGGCAAGGAUCAUUUGGACGACUUUAACGCUACUCUAAGCCGUCAGCUUAGCAGUGUUGAACCCAGCAACCCCGUGUGGGAGAAAUGCAUGGAGAUAGUAUAUCAACAUGCCAGCUCACUUUCAGAGGUCGGAGUGGAUUUUAAAGAUAUGAUCCGUGUUGAAGGACUCGUCGUCAAAUCCCCGAAUAGCACCCCAACAGAGUGA
Molecule: messenger RNA, 1440 nt
Organism: Trichophyton rubrum CBS 118892
Lineage: Eukaryota; Fungi; Ascomycota; Eurotiomycetes; Onygenales; Arthrodermataceae
Exons: 2
Coding region: 1-1440 (479 amino acids)
Biological process (GO): Golgi to plasma membrane transport; exocytosis; intracellular protein localization
Cellular component (GO): exocyst
Source: RefSeq, a predicted model, not a curated record